AUGUUGACAAAAAAUGAUAAACGGGUUGGAAGAUGGCUUCUAGCAUGUUCUGGGAUGUGUUUUGGUGCCAUUGUAAUUGGUGGCAUAACCAGACUCACUGAAUCUGGUUUAUCAAUAACCCAGUGGAAUGUAAUAAAAGGCAUGAGACCACCAAGAACAGAAGAUGAAUGGGAAAAAGAGUUCACAGAGUAUAAAAAAUAUCCUGAGUACAAAUAUUUAGAACGUGAACUAACUUUGGAAGGAUUCAAAAAAAUAUUUUUCUGGGAAUAUAUCCAUCGCAUGUGGGGUCGAAGUAUUGGUCUCGUGUUUUUACUGCCUGCUGUUUUCUUCUGGAAGAAGGGUUACUUCAACAAGGGAAUGAAGAUCAGGACGCUUAUAUAUGGUUCUCUCAUCGGCGCACAGGGUGUCCUUGGCUGGUACAUGGUGAAAAGUGGACUGGAAGAACAUAACGAAUCAACAAUCACACCGAGAGUUAGUCAAUAUAGAUUGGCUGCCCACUUGACUUCAGCACUAGUACUUUAUUCACUGUUUUUCUAUCAAGGACUGAACCAUUUACUUGAGCCACAACAAUUUGCCAUGACCUCCGCUGUGAAGAGGCUGAAAAUGAUGAACCACACUAUUAAAGCUUUGGUCGUUUUGACUGCUAUUUCUGGCGCUUUUGUGGCAGGACUAGAUGGUGGUCUCGUUUAUAACACGUGGCCAAAAAUGGCGGACAAAUGGAUUCCCGAUGACUUAAUGGCUAUUACUCCUAAAUGGAAGAAUGCUUUUGAAAAUGUGGCUACUGUUCAGUUUAUUCAUCGACAUUUAGGUGAACUAACGGGAGGCUUAAUAUUCAUCACUUGGCUCUACAGCCGAAAGGUUAAACUUCCACCAAGAGCAAAAUUCAUUAUAAACUGCCUGGCUGCUGCCGGUCUUUUGCAGGGUUUGCUGGGAAUAGCCACAUUGUUAUCAUUUGUUCCCGUCCAUCUGGCAAGUGCUCAUCAAGGUGGUGCUGUAACAGUACUUAGUUUUGCUCUCUGGGUUACACAUGAGCUUAGAAGAAUGCCAAAAUAA
Molecule: messenger RNA, 1053 nt
Organism: Helobdella robusta
Lineage: Eukaryota; Metazoa; Annelida; Clitellata; Rhynchobdellida; Glossiphoniidae
Exons: 9
Coding region: 1-1053 (350 amino acids)
Biological process (GO): heme A biosynthetic process
Cellular component (GO): mitochondrial inner membrane
Molecular function (GO): oxidoreductase activity, acting on NAD(P)H, heme protein as acceptor
Source: RefSeq, a predicted model, not a curated record